AUGGUGAACUCGCUCCUGUUUGGGGAGAUGGCCUUGGCCUUCGGCUGCCCGCCCGGCGGCGGCGGCGGGAGCUGCCCCGGCGGGGGCGGCGGCGGCGGUGGGGCCGGGCCGGGGCCGUCGCCGGUGACGGCGGCGCUGCGGGACGACCUGGGCUCCAACAUCCACCUCUUGAAGGGGCUCAACGUGCGCUUCCGCUGCUUUCUGGCCAAGGUGCACGAGCUGGAACGGCGCAACCGGCUGCUGGAGAAGCAGCUGGAGCAGCAGCAGAGCGAGCGCGAGCGGCGGCUGCGUUACAAGACCUUCUCUCGAGAGCAGGCCGUGCAGACCGGGCCCGAGCUGCUGCGGCCGCCAGCGCCCGGCGCGGGGCACGGCAGCGGCAGCGGCGCGGCGGCGGGCGCCAACGCCAACACCGUUGCCCUGGGCGGCCUGCCCCCCGGCGGCGGCUCGCACCCGCAGCACUACGGCCGCCUGCCUGGGACCAUCUGGAGCUACACGCAGGUGCGGCGCACGGGCGGCGGCGGCGUGGAGACGGUGCAGGGCCCCGGCGUGUCGUGGGUGCACCCCGACGGCGUGGGCGUGCAGAUCGACACCAUCACGCCUGAGAUACGCGCGCUCUACAACGUGCUGGCUAAGGUGAAGCGCGAGCGCGACGAGUACAAGCGGAGGUGGGAGGAGGAGCUCGCCAAACGCAUGAACUUGCAGACCAUGGUGGACACGCUGCAGGAGGCGGCGCAGGAGGCUGAAGCCAUCCAGGAGGAGAUGAACGAGAAGAUCGAGCGGCUCAAGGCCGAGCUAGUGGUGUUUAAAGGGCUCAUGAGUGACCCCAUGACAGACCUGGACACAAAGAUCCAAGAAAAGGCCAUGAAGGUGGACAUGGACAUCUGUCGCCGGAUCGAUAUCACGGCCAAGCUGUGCGAUGUUGCACAGCAGCGGAACUCGGAAGACGUGUCCAAGAUCUUCCAGGUGGUCCCCAAAAAGAAAGAGCGUAAGGUGGCUUCGGACGAUGAUAUCUCCGAGCAGGACGGGGAGGUGAACCGGUUCUCGGAUGACGAGGUCGGCUCCAUGAACAUCACAGAUGAGAUGAAACGCAUGUUUAACCAGCUGCGGGAGACCUUUGACUUUGACGAUGACUGUGAUAGCCUGACGUGGGAGGAGAAUGAAGACACACUGCUGCUCUGGGAAGACUUCACCAACUGCAACCCAAGCAUCGACCUGCAAGGCGAGCAAGAGGAAAAUUUGGGCAACUUGAUCCACGAGACAGAAUCCUUCUUCAAGACGAGAGACAAGGAGUACCAGGAAACGAUUGGCCAGAUCGAGCUGGAGCUGGCCACGGCCAAGAGCGACAUGAACCGGCACUUGCACGAGUACAUGGAGAUGUGCAGCAUGAAGCGCGGGCUGGACGUGCAGAUGGAGACCUGCCGCCGGCUCAUCAAGGGCUCUGCAGACAGGAAUUCACCAUCUCCCAGCUCCGUGGCCAGCAGUGACUCAGGAAGUACAGAUGAGAUCCAGGAUGAGUUUGAGCGGGAGGCGGAUGUGGAACCCAUGGUCAGCUGAUGACGGAGGCCCCCUGUGCCUGCUGGUCUUGGUGAUGGCGCCUCUGCCCCUCUCUCCAUGGGGCCAGGAAGGCUUCUUGGAGUGGGGCGCCAGUCCUCACCACACAGACUCCCUCUGCCCUCCCUUCUCUGGAGGCCCUGAGGGACCGCUGCUUCCUUCCUUCUACCCCACCACCAACCAGUGCCCCGCCUCCAUCCACCCACCCAAGGAAUGGUGCUGUCAAUUUCUAUUGUUCUCCACGUUACAAAUGCAGACUUCUGUCCGGACGA
Messenger RNA from Enhydra lutris kenyoni (northern sea otter), 1823 nucleotides. RefSeq names its product intermediate filament family orphan 2. Bases 1 to 1554 code for a protein of 517 amino acids. The transcript has 9 exons. The record is from RefSeq and is a predicted model, not a curated record. NCBI's taxonomy places the organism in Eukaryota, Metazoa, Chordata, Mammalia, Carnivora, Mustelidae.